This is a messenger RNA of Ogataea angusta, 2475 nucleotides long. RefSeq lists its product as uncharacterized. The record is from RefSeq and is a predicted model, not a curated record. NCBI's taxonomy places the organism in Eukaryota, Fungi, Ascomycota, Pichiomycetes, Pichiales, Pichiaceae. The transcript has a single exon. Gene Ontology annotation, biological process: intra-Golgi vesicle-mediated transport. Gene Ontology annotation, cellular component: COG complex; Golgi apparatus. Bases 1 to 2475 code for a protein of 824 amino acids.
AUGAGUCUUGUUGCUAAGCUGGCGGACAAGUCAGCCACAGAGCUGUUCGAGGAGUACUCGAUCCAGCAGCUCCAACAGCUCAAGGUCCAACUGGCCGCCGAUGUCCAUAAUAAGAAGCUGGAACUUCGAGCUUUGGUGGGGAACAAUUAUCGAGACCUCCUAAAAGUGGCAGACGACAUCAUUCAAAUGAACGAUCUUGCCGACCAGCAAACAUCGCGUCUCUCUGAUCUGACAUACAGAAAGGCGAAAUAUGACGACAAGAGUUUGCGAAACUUCAACAAGUUCUUCUCUGCGGUCCGAGCCAAUGAUCUGGAAAACACCAAGUUCCGUAAUCGACAAAUGCUGCUGCGAAAUAUCGUCGAUCACUUGGAUUUUGGGCUCCAAGUUCUACGGGACGAGGUUGAGGAGAUGCAAGCAGAAACGGGCGUCUACGAGAACGAGGAUGGAGAAAACUCGCACGAUUCUGUUUCGCUACAGUUCGUUCAGCUAGCAAAAAUGUUCUAUCUGACUGAGAGCUUCUUUGGGGACGAACUGAAAGAGACGUCGUUUGUGGUGGAGAAAUUUGGCAAAAUGAAGCAGGAGUUUUUGCAGGAACUGCAAACAGAGAUGGCCAACUGUACUGGUGACGGUGACUACGAGUUUGCUCUGCAUUUGCUGGUGUCGUAUAUUUUUGUUGCCCAAAGCCAAAUCCUCGAAGCUCUUGAAUGGUAUCUCAGUGUGCGUUAUGGCAAAGUGCGCGAUUUUGGACUAAUGCACGAUCUAUACAUUUGUCUGAACUAUAUUUACAAUACGCUCAGCUACCUCACGGUGUUUUGUUCGAAGCUUCCUUCAACCCUGAUGCGCCAAGUGCACAGCUCAGCAAACUCAAAUUGGGUCGCCAACACAGGAUUCAGAAAGUAUUCGCGCUGGCUCGAUAUACCCGCGAGUUACAAGGUGGACUUCCCUCUUCCGUUGAACGAGCUUAAAAGUAUACCAGAAAAAGAAGUGGACAAGAUCACCGAAAAAUGGAAAAUUGACGUGGGUGCUUAUCUCAACGAACAAAUUGGCACCGACUUUGCCCAGUCGAAGAAUCUGGAGGUGCUUUCUUCAUCGCUCAGCAAAGUGCUUCAAUCGUUCAAAAAAUUCACCUCUUUGGUGGCCAUCAGAUAUGAAGAUUCGAGACUCGUGGAUAAUCUGCUGUCUGUGUGGAAGUCGAUCUUCUUUAAUUUAUUGGAGAGCAAUGUCGGGAAUUUCCAGAACAUUUCAAAUCUGAUCUUGGAUACUUAUGGCAGCUCAGAGAUUUUGCAAUCGACUCACACUACUUCUGGACUGAACCUGUUCCAGUACACCGACCUCACCGAUAUUGACCUCUAUCUCUCGCAAAUCUCAAGUCCGUCUUUGUACGCGGUUGACACCAUUGUGUCGCAGCUUGGUCAGUUCAAGCUGACCCUUGUUAUGGUGCUGGACUCGCUUCAAGGCUUGUCCAAAUUGUCGUCCUCCUUGACGAAACAAGUUUUGUCCAUUGACGAUUAUGAAGAUGACGAGUAUUGGGAAAAAACGGCAGUCUGCCUCAACGAUUUGGUGGAUGAGGGUAUCUGUUUUGUGAUAGAGCAGCUCAACAAGCUGAUUACCGACUUCCUGAAAGAAAUCGGAAAGUUGGUUGAUUCAGGAGAAUCUUCGCCAAUCAAGCAUUUCUAUAUCAUUCGAGUUUUGUACCAACUGAGGCAAAACAUCAACAUCAACACGAUUUACGACCAAUUCAAGCGCAUUUCUGUUUCUGCGCAAAAAUUCCAAACGUUGGACUUGUCGAGCAUGGUUGAUGAGCUGCUACGAAAAAUAUUCAAGCCUUUGGUGGUGAGUAUUUCCUUGCCGUUCAGAGAAGAGAUGAAACAGAUGAUAAAGAAAAGGCCUACUGGGAAAUACGCCGAGGUUGCUCUGUGGACAUCCAACGAGUCCGGCCUUCCAGUCCCGAACGCGCCUUCCUUUGAACUGGAAAAUCUCCUUUACAGAUUAAGCUGCGGUCUCACUAAUGUUGCCGAAAAUCCAAACGAGGACUACAGCGAUGUCUAUUUCAGUGACACUUUUGCAGAAGCCAAGCUGGGGCUCGUGGAUGACCUCAUUGGCUGCCUUGAAAUUGAAGAACAAAAAUCGGACAACAUAGACGAGGAAAAGCACGUUGUCCGUGAAGAAGACGACAUCGAGUCGGCUACGGAAAGGUCUGUGGAUCUGGCUGCUCAGCAAAAGCAUUCUAUCGACUCUAAAACUAUAGCGUUGCUGACAUUCGCAGACCUUGUGUUUCUAAAUUGUUUCAAAACGGAUCCACUCUCGGAGACUGCCCUGUUAGAUCAAAUGCAGAAAGGUGUAUCCAGAAAACGAGUUGAAACCCUAACAGAGAUCAAUCCCGAUCUUGCUGACCGUGCAUACACCCAGGGCAUCUGCAAGGGAAUACUGGAUCAUUUCAAAGGAUGCAUGUUGAUGUUUGGUCCGCUGUGCUGA